Messenger RNA from Prunus avium (sweet cherry), 1653 nucleotides. The record is from RefSeq and is a predicted model, not a curated record. Lineage: Eukaryota; Viridiplantae; Streptophyta; Magnoliopsida; Rosales; Rosaceae.
CAAAAUCUAGCAUUUAAUCUUUCUUGCCAAGCGGCUUCAUUCGGGUCCUCCAGUAAGGGGGGAAAAGUCGCGUCUACUAGCACAGGAAGUCGCGAUCCAACCGCAGGUUGGUUUCAGCGCACUUAGUCGUCCCGUAAGAAGCUGCUGCUUGGCUAACCCGCUCGCUGCUGCAGUGCUCAGUGUCGGUCAUGUAUCCUGCGUGGGCUCAGAGUUCCCCCUCCUUUUUGGGGGGAGGUGCCCUCUGAUCCCGCUCGGGGUUUAUUCCCUUCGCUCGCAGCCCACUUGAACAAUCAGCAGGCAGAUUUAUCGUAGAAUGAAGAUCCAGCUUGACUCUAAGGACGAGGCAACUCAAAAUGGGUGUUAGCGACUCCGAUUUUGAUGAUCGUAUACGAUUGACCAGGCCUUCGCCGCAGGCGGGUGCAAACCGUCGGGUAUCAUGUACGGCUGCCCGCGAGAGCCUUGACAAAAUCAAAGUAUGUUUGAUAAGGCGUUGGUUCGGUCGGUCGAGGUCGCUCUUCGCGAAAAAGAACGUACGGUACGGACAUUUAGCGUAGAUAAGGAGCGCGGCGAUCGGCAGUGAGGUGAGGCGAACGACGAAGAGCUAGUGAGUGGGUAAGACAAGGUGUAGCGCAGUCUGGUCAGCGCAUCUGUUUAGGUUCGAAUCCUUUCACCUUGGUGUGGCUCAUUUUAGUAACAGUUCCCUACAUGAUGUUAUGAAACCCUGGAUUUUUGGUUUAAUAAGUACAUGCUCAUCCAGGUGGCUGCGUAGAAAUUUUCAUAAUAUGAUUGAUUUCGAUCCAUUUGACUGCAUGCUUCUUACUGCUUUUCUGUUAGCUUUGAUCUUUAUCUAUCUAUGGCUUUAUUGGAGAGGGAGAAAGAUGCCCUUUCAAUUGAAGCAUCAACCUGGGAGCAUUCGCCGAUCUGGUACAUCAAUACAUGUUCCUAUGCCCAUUCCAAUCUUGUCUAACAUUUCUCACUUCCUCUUAAGACGAAUAAUAAGAGCAAUGAAAGUGUCUUUUUCGAGCGCCGCUUUAUUCCACCUUGUCACUUUUCUUUUUGGCUCGUUCGGAUUUGUAGGAUUAUUUAUGAAUCCUAACGGGCCAAACGCCGAGGAAAUAGUGGCUGAGGCUGACAUGGGCUCGGUAGAAGACUCUCACAACGAGCAAGCCGGACCAAACCUUCCCCAGCUACGCCAUGAAGUAAAAAUGUGCGAAGAGUCGCAAAGGGAUAGCGAACGUCUUGCUCAAGAUUCCUUAGAACGAGCGGACGCUCUGAUCGAGGAAGCCAACUACCGAAGAUCUUUGCCCGAUCAGGGACCCGCGUCGCAAGAACACAGAGAAGAGCUGCUUGCCGAGGCUGGGCAUGAAAUCGACUACGCCGAGAGUGACCUAGAAAUGCUCCAGGAGCUCGCCCAAGACAAGGCGGACGCCAUAAGAGCGUAUAAUGAGGCACUCGGCGCGGAAUAUAACCGCCUCCGCGAGCGAGAGACCGCCCUGCGAGAAGCAAACGAGCGGCUCCGGUCCCAACUAAAAUAAAGCUUUGGGGUGGGUUCACUUGGACUAUGCAAUGUAUGGAUGAUCUUUUAUUUAUUUAUAGGAGAUCCUGGUCCUUUAUUUAUAGUUCUUGCAUUAACCGGUCCGGAAUUAGGUGUAG